GGGAACGACUACUUCGCGGCGUCGAUUCACCGAAUCGUAGCGAGAAUUUACGCCUCUCGCUGACGCGUUUUCCUCGCGACCGCGUCCCUCCGCGAACGGUCGUAACAUACUCCUUAUCGAGCAUUUUUGAAAAUAUAAUUGAGAAAGUGGAAUCUGGAUAGAAAAUUGUUUUACCUACGAAGCAUUAUAAAAAUCCUCCCGUUGGCCGCGGAUUCGUUAUCAAGCCUGAGACCCUCGUCACUAGUGUCACUAUCGACAAUAAAGGUACCCCACCCGCGACCGGACGAUGGAGAACUCCAACACGGAAUCGCAAUCUCCCGCGAGUCCUGGCCGGGAGGGCGCCUCGAGCUCGGACUCGGAAUGUGACUCGAGCUCGGCCUGCUCAUGAGCGACCACCCCCUGAAAAACAGCGCACUGUAUUCUGCCCUAAACCGUGCCCUAGAGGGUCCGGCAGCGUAUUGGCUUACGCAGAUAAUGAACGGCGACGAGCUCACCUGGCCAGAUUUUAAGGAACAAUUCGCCGCGCACUUCGGUGGCCAAGAAGUAGCAGCCGCGUCGCUAAUCAAGGUAGCCGAGGAACUACCGCGGGACGGCGAAACACCAGGAGCGUACGGAAAUCGUAUCAUCACCCUCCUGGGGUCGAAGUGGCGAAAUUCAACCAGGGAAGAGGUACUCGCCGCCACCGCCCUCCAUCUGCUGGGCUCGCGCGAUGAACGUUUUAAACGACUAGCGCUCACGAGUGACAUCACGUCGGUGAAACAAUUCCAAAGAGAAAUGAAGCCCUUCCUAUACACGGAGUGGCCAACGCCCCCGCCGUGGAGGUCAUUAGCGAGCUCCGGAAACAAACGAGGCAGAUCACCCGCCCCCUGGACCAGGUGUGGCCACUGCGGUAUUUACGGACAUCCGACAUUCGAAUGCCGCAAGAGGGCGAAGUGGGAACCGAAGAAGGACCCUCGACGCCCGGAGGAAAGCCGACCGGCUGCUCCACCAAAAGCGUUGUGCUUUCACUGCCACAUGCCGGGACACAUCGCGUCUCGCUGUCCAUCGCGGCGAGAAGAAAAACAUUGCCCCGAGGACGAGCGCCGGGUCGAUGCCUGCGUGGUGGAAGCCCCGACGGGUAGACUAAGCCAGCAGGCCACACACGAGGACGUGUAAGUGUCAGGAUGGCCGAGUCGGAGACGAAAGGACGCCGGGGCCCCUCUGGAACUUCAGGACAACACCCUAGCCUUGCAACCUAGAGCCGAAUAUAGCCAUAACGAAACAAUCGCAAGUAUCCAAACCGAUAGCAAUCGUAGCAAUUUGAAGCAAGGUGAGUAACUGAUGAGAUGACUUUGCAUUUGUCUCACCACAGAGACAGACGUUCAAGAAUUCAUUGUGAAAAGACGAGUACAAACAAGAUACGUAUGUCUUUCCGUUAAGCGAAUGUUACAGUUUGUUUGCAAAAGUCAGUUUUUAGAUUAUAGAAUCGUAGAUAGAAUUUAGAGGAUAGAAACUUUUAGUAGUCACUUUUAGUUUAGUAAAGUCUUAUCGACAAUAAGCAGACUACGUUAUGAUACAACGAUUCCAACUGAAGAUUUCUAUCGACAUCACGAAUUCGAUGGCUUCCAAAUUUUCUUCUCUGCAAUCUCAGACGCUCAACUCGAAAGAAUCUUUUAGAUCCCCCGACAAACACUCGACUCAGGUUAUCUAUUAUCGUAA
This is a messenger RNA of Bombus huntii, 1698 nucleotides long. Its product is annotated as glutathione S-transferase-like. The record is from RefSeq and is a predicted model, not a curated record. Gene Ontology annotation, cellular component: cytoplasm. Gene Ontology annotation, biological process: glycyl-tRNA aminoacylation; glutathione metabolic process. The transcript has 2 exons. Gene Ontology annotation, molecular function: glutathione transferase activity; glycine-tRNA ligase activity; nucleic acid binding. NCBI's taxonomy places the organism in Eukaryota, Metazoa, Arthropoda, Insecta, Hymenoptera, Apidae. Bases 385 to 1155 code for a protein of 256 amino acids.